This is a messenger RNA of Panicum virgatum (switchgrass), 1569 nucleotides long. RefSeq names its product F-box/FBD/LRR-repeat protein At3g26920-like. The record is from RefSeq and is a predicted model, not a curated record. Lineage: Eukaryota; Viridiplantae; Streptophyta; Magnoliopsida; Poales; Poaceae. The transcript is spliced from 3 exons. Gene Ontology annotation, molecular function: protein binding. Bases 1 to 1569 code for a protein of 522 amino acids.
AUGGCUCCCCGUCCCAAACGGAGGUGGUCGUCGGGGCCCUCGGGGGCACCCGACGCCCAGCUAGCGGCGCAGCCAGGGGGCUUCUCGCCGCCCCCGGCCACGGAUCCCAAUCCUGCUGGAGCUGGAUCCGGCGGGGACAGAUCCCGCCGCCGCAGGCAAGAGCCGCCGCCGGUUCUUCAAGCUGCUGGCAGAGGAGGAGGGGGAGCAGACCUCGCCGGCGCCCCCCGCAUCCGCGUCGGCGAUCUACCCGACGCCAUCCUCCAGGACAUCAUCUCGCUCCUCCCCACCAAGGAGGCCGGCCGCACCCCGGUCCUGUCCUCCCGCUGGCGCCACCUGUGGCGCACCGCCCCGCUCGACCUCGACUGCCUCCAGCUCCCCAAGGAGCUCCCCGCGCUCGCCUUCGACGUCUCCCGCAUCCUCGCCGCUCACCAGGGCCCGGGCCGGUCCUUCUGCGUCGACACCCGCCUGUUCCACGCCAGCCCCAGAACCCUAGACGCGUGGCUCCGCUCGCCGGCCCUCGACGGCCUCCAGGAGCUCGACAUGUGCGGCUUCCGCCGCCAGCGCGAGCUCGCGUCGCUCCCGUCGCUGCCGCCGGCCACCUUCCGGUUCUCGCGCUCCCUCCGCGUCGCCGCGCUCAGCGAGUGCACCAUCUCCGACGCCGCCGCCAUGGCGUUCCGUUUCCCCCAGAUGCGGAAGCUCGAGCUCGAGCGCGUGAGGAUCUCGGAGGCUUCGCUGCACCAAGCCAUCGCCGGCUGCCCGAUCCUCGAGUGCCUUCUGCUCGGCCACAGCGUCGGAUCCCGCCGCGUCUGCAUCAGAUCGGCCACCCUUAAAACCAUCGGCGUGUGUUCUGCGUUAUGGGGUGAUGAUGAUGGCGCAUCGACAGGCAUAGUGGAGAUCAUCAUCCAGGACGCCCCUUCUCUGGAAAGGCUUGUAUUCCCUGAAGUACACCAGGGCCUGCGGGUGUCGGUAAUCGCAGGCGCAGCGCCAAGAUUGGAGACCCUGGGAUGCAUUUACGAUAUUGAUCCUUCCUCCAGGUUUGUGUUUGGCUCCAUGGUUAUUGAGCAAUUGCGUGUCGUUAGCUCGAGGUCGGUGGUAUCUGGUAUCAAGGUGUUAGCAAUCAACAUUUUCCGUCUGAGCUUGGAUAUGGUUAUCGACUUACUGAUGUGCUUCCCAUGCUUGGAGACGUUGUAUAUCCAGUCAUACCGGUCUGGGGGUAAUAAUCUGUGGCGCCGUAAACACCGCAAUCUUCUUCGAUCCUUUGACAUCCGUCUCAAGACAAUAGUGUUUCUUAGGUAUCGAGGCAUAAAAUCACAAGUAAACUUCGCACAAUUCUUCAUAUUGAAUGCAAGGAUGCUGGAGACUAUGAGACUUGAGGGUGGACACUACAUGGAGGAUGAAGUCUUCAUUGCACGCCAGCAUGAGCUGCUUCAGGUGGAGAACAGGGCUUCCAUUGGUGCAAGGAUUGAUUUUAAGAUGGAUAAAUGUGAUCACUAUCUUACACAUAUUAAGCAUGUUCAUGAUCUGUCUAUAACAGAUCCCUUUGAAUGUACAUGCGUCCCCAUAUAUUGA